UUUUUUUAUAUAAAUACUCCAGGGCUUCCCUAUUUUGCUGAUAAAAUCAAAAUUGAUCCAUCAAAAUAUUUGAUUGAUUUUAAAUAUUUUAAAUAUCAACAUAUUAUAAUAAAUUCAUAAUUAAUCAUAAAGAAAAAUAUAAAUUACAAAAGUUAUUAUUUUUUCUAUAAUUUAUGCUUUUAAUUAUAAAUUUUUUUUUCCUUUCCAAUGCACUUUUAGUAAUUCACCACAAAAACUGGUUCAUGUAAUUUUAUACAACGUAUCCGUUUGUGUUUCAUGAGACAUAUGAAAAAAAAAAAAAUAAAACCCAUAAAAAUUUAUUAUGUUAAAACGAAGGAGAGACCCAAGACACACACAGUAUUGUCUCGCACGAAUGUCAAUAUCACAAAUAUAUUAUCUUUCUAUUUAAAUUGAUAAAAAAAAAUAAAAGUCCAACUGUAUGAGAGAUAAUUUUUUGUGUAAAUAAAAAAAAUAUAUUCUAAUCAGUUUAGUUUUGAGAAAGGUUUUCACUAACAAAUACAUAUAUAUUUUUCAUAAUAUGAAAAAAUAAAUAUUACAAUUUAAUUGUUUAUAAUAAUUUUUUUUUUAAAUAUCAAUUCAAUGUCAGAUCCAAUAAUACAAACAUUUUGUUGUCAACAUAACAAUAAAAGUGACAUUUCAAUUGUUAUAAUGAAAGAAUUUGAUACAAAUAUGUACAACAAUGUUUGUAUGAUAUCAUCAAUAAUUGGAAUAUUCGGUGCAAUUUAUCAGAUUUUACCAAGACAAGUUUUAAUUCAUCAACAUCGUUGGCAAAAUUUUUCAUCAUAUCGUGCACGUAAUAUAAUUAUUUGGCUUGCUGUUGCUGAUUUUUUUGCGUCAUUAGGUGUUUUUGUGAGAUCAUUAUUAUGGAUUAAUUUUAAAAAUAUAAUGCCAACAAUUGAUGAUACAUCAAGCAUUAUAUUUUGUGUUAUAUCAUCGGCAUGGACUGAAUAUUUUUACAUGGUAACUUGGAUUUGGACACUUUGUUAUGCAAUUGAUAUGAAAUUAUUACUCAUUGAAAAACCGAGUAGAUCUUAUCAUUUAUUUGCAUGGACAUUUCCAGGUUUAUUGACAAUUAUUGGUUUGACAAUAUUAUAUUAUCCAGAUGCAAAUUGUCAUGGAUCAGUUAAUUUAAAAACAGCAUUAUUAAAAAUAAUGCCAAAUUAUAUUGCAACAUAUGGACUUAUGACAUUUGUUAUGAUUGUUAAUCCAAUACUUUAUAAUUUAUCAAAUAAUGAUAUUCAUAAAGCUGUUACAUGUAAUGCCGGGCAAAUAACAAGACGUGAAAGAAAAAUAUUUAAAACAAUUAAACUUAAAUUUGCACUUACCAAUAUUGUAUUUUUAAUAUGUUGGUUACCAAAUUUAAUAAAUGGAAUACUUCUUUGGAUUUUGUGGUUUAAUCUUCCAGUCAAAAUUGUCAUUAUUCUCUGGUACAUUAUGGCAAUUACAAAUCCACUUCAAGCAUUUUUUAAUGCAAUUGUUUAUCAAAGUUGGGGUAAAAAUAUUAUAUUUCAAAAAUUAUUAUUAUUUUUUAAUAAAAAUCAUGAUGAUUUAUGUGAAGCUAAUGAAAUUUCACCACUUUUAACAAUGCCAACAAAUUGUGGUACAACAAAUUCAAGUAUCAAUAAUUCAUCAUCAUUUUAAAUUUAUAAUUGAAAUUAAAAUUUAGUCUAUCUAUUUUUAAUUAAUAAUAUU
Messenger RNA from Aphidius gifuensis, 1713 nucleotides. Its product is annotated as G-protein coupled receptor 143-like. Gene Ontology annotation, cellular component: melanosome membrane; plasma membrane. The transcript has 6 exons. Bases 601 to 1662 code for a protein of 353 amino acids. Gene Ontology annotation, molecular function: L-DOPA receptor activity; dopamine binding; L-DOPA binding. The record is from RefSeq and is a predicted model, not a curated record. Lineage: Eukaryota; Metazoa; Arthropoda; Insecta; Hymenoptera; Braconidae. Gene Ontology annotation, biological process: regulation of calcium-mediated signaling; melanosome organization; G protein-coupled receptor signaling pathway.